This is a messenger RNA of Ruditapes philippinarum (Manila clam), 1457 nucleotides long. RefSeq names its product 17-beta-hydroxysteroid dehydrogenase 14-like. Gene Ontology annotation, molecular function: oxidoreductase activity. Bases 155 to 946 code for a protein of 263 amino acids. The transcript is spliced from 10 exons. Lineage: Eukaryota; Metazoa; Mollusca; Bivalvia; Venerida; Veneridae. The record is from RefSeq and is a predicted model, not a curated record.
ACCAUGCGAUUUCGGGUCAUAAGGGUAUCGUCUAGAUAUGAAUUUUACUUUACCCAGUGUCUAAUGGUUAAAUGAUUUAGCGUGAAACUGACGUGUGUAGAAAUAUAUAGAUUUUAUAAACAUUAUAGGAUAAUUGAGGACUUGCUGCAUAAACAUGGCAAAUACAGCAAACCAACCAGCUUUACGUUUUAAAGACAAGGUUGCCAUAGUAACUGGUGGAGUACAAGGGAUAGGUCGAGGCUGUGUUGAUGUGUUUGUUGAACAAGGCGGAAAAGUAGCAGUAUUUGACAUCAAUGAUGAUGUCGGACAAGCCAUGAAGUCUGAUGGACCGGGGGAAAUCAUGUACUUUCACUGUGACAUGAGAAAAGAAGAAGAAGUUAAGAAUUGCGUGGAAGAAACCGUGAAGAAACUGGGUAAAAUAGACUGUCUUGUAAACAAUGUUGGUUGCUAUUAUGGUCAUAAAAGUAUCGACGAGAUAUCUGUACAAAACUUCCGGGACCUAUUGGAAGAUAAUUUAAUUAGUAAUUUUACUGCAAGCAAGUAUGCUCUCCCACAUCUACGAAAAACAAAGGGCUCAAUUGUUAACAUAUCAAGUAUCGGUGCCAAUGCUGCAUUCAAGAAUUCAACAACUUACUGCGCUACAAAAGGUGGCGUCAAAGCACUGACAAAAGCACUGGCUAUAGACGAGGCCAAGUAUGGAGUUAGGGUGAACUCUAUUGCUCCAGGGACUAUAGAAACCCCAUUACUACUCAAGAUUUUGCCGAAGGAGACUAUUGCAAAGCUGGAAAGUUGUCAUACUCUUCAAAGAAUAGGUAAACCCCGAGAGAUUGGACUUGCUUGCCUUUUCUUGGCUGUUGAUGCGACGUUUACUACGGGAGAGGAGCUGAUGUGUACAGGGGGGAGUGAAAUUGGAUACGGAAAUAAAAACACGGGACUACCCUGUUGAUUGAUGUUGUGACAUCUUCACUUAUCAAGGAAUCGUGAAAUCAGUAAUGUUGCUGUCAGAAACAUGAGCAAUCAGACUUACUUUAGACCUACUGACAAGUGCAUGUACAUGUACAAAUUUAUUUUUGAUCCCCCUGACAUAAAAAAAGAAAAGAAAAGAAAAAAAACCUGAACAAAAUUUAUAUCAUACAAGAAAAUUGCAUAUACAAAUAUAUAUUCAAAUAUUUGGUGUGUAAGUUAUAUAUGGAAUUUGGUUUUAUGGAUACAGUUUAACUCUUAUCAAUUAAUAAAUACUUCUUUCAAUGGAGACUCUGGUAAUUAUAUCUUAUUGAAAUUUGCUGACAUUUUCAAAACUUUGUUAUAUUUUUACGGAUUUGAUACUUUGGCAAAAGAACACAUAACUUGACUAAAAUUUGAAUUAUUCUGAUAUAUGCAUCAUUCUGAUAUGUCCUUGACCUUUUGAUUGACCUUGCUUCAAGGUCAAAUUAUUGAAAUUUGCUUAAAUUGUUAAA